Nerophis lumbriciformis (worm pipefish) is the source of this 3096-nucleotide messenger RNA. Lineage: Eukaryota; Metazoa; Chordata; Actinopteri; Syngnathiformes; Syngnathidae. The record is from RefSeq and is a predicted model, not a curated record.
AUGGACAAAAAAUCAGGAGGGUCGGAUCUCCAAAUAUCCGCAUUCCGCAGAUUCAAUGUUGAUUCCGAAGGACCCACAGUUCAAAGAAGUACAGUCAGAUGUGCAAGAAUUGAAGAGCUAAGAAUAAGACUCCUGGCAAGAAAGUUCUUCAAAUUAUGGAUGCUGAACACCUUUGGUCGAAUCCUUCCUCAUAAAGCCAAGAUUCAUCAUGACAAUGUGCUGCUGAGAAAGACAUUUGAAGGAUGGAAAGAGGAGUGGUGGACAUCUGGAAGGGAGUGGAGUCUUUCAUUUUGUGCUAAGUACCAUUACAGAUAUUACCUGCUUUACACGACAUUCCAAAGCUGGCAAAUGUAUACAUCACUGAAAGUAGAAAAGAAGAGCAAAAUUCAAAAAGCUCAAAGAUACGCUGACAAUCGGCGCGUACGUCAGUUUUGGGACAAGUGGCAGCUUUUCAUUCACAAAAGGAGGCUGAAAAGCAGAGCACUUCAAUUAGCUCGAGACCAACAUAGGCACACAAUGCUUAGGUCAGUGUGGCGUCUGUGGCAGAUGAGGCUGCAGCAGCAUAAAAAUAUUUGCACUUCCAAGGACCAAACCUUGAAACAUGGAGGACUGAAUCUACAGAGCGAGAAGGAGAAAGAAUCCAAAGCUUCACAUCAUUUUGGAAACAGAGUGGAAAAGAAGUCAUCGGACGAGUGGCAAAGUUUUGUCUCUAGUCGCAAGCAUAAGAAACCCUCGAAAGCAGAGCACUUCGCCCGUCUUCAUCUGAUGAGGAUGAGCUGGAGCGUGUGGAGGAAGGAAUGGCAUCGCAAACAGAGCGAGAAAGAGUGUUUGCAAUCCAAAGAGCUGCUGUCUACUCAGGUAUCUCAAUCAAAUGUGACAUGGCAUGAAGAAGAAGCAGAAGGAGGCCAAAUGCAUUUGAGGUUGUGGAAAGAUCAUUUCAAGGAGGCUGAAGACGAACGUAUCAAAGCUCUAACAGACAUGGCGUUGAAAAACUAUAGAAAAUACCUGUUGGGUCACUGUUUUGACCACUGGAGGAGGAAACUUACUCAGCAAAGACAUACACAGGAGCUGGAGUGCCGUGCCGAUAUUUGGUUUUCAGAGCACUUUUUGGCACGUUAUUUUAACUUGUGGUGUAAGUAUAUUUCACACAGAAGACUGAAGAAAGAGAGGUGUCACAGGGCAGAUAUCUAUAAUAAGCAGCGUCUGUGCACGUGUGUGUUGUCCACCUGGAGGCAACGGUCAAACGAACGCAAGGAUGAGAUGCUGUCACUUCGAAUAGCCAUUCUUCAUGAAGAACGAGGCCUUGUGCAGAGAGCCUGGCUGCGCUGGAGGAAACAGACAGUCCAGCAGAUUGGAAAAGUGAAGGAGAAGCAGCAGGCGUCGGAACAUCAUUACCUGCAAACGCUUCCAAAUACCUCUUUAGCACGGAGUAAAAGCAAGACCACUGAGUUACAUGUCAGGAACAAAGAGCAGCAGGUUUACAGUCAAGGCACCCUAUGCCGUGUAACAUGGGCUUUGGAAAGGUGGAAAAAGUUUGUUCAGAGACAAAAAUUGGUCAAAAGCAGACAAGAGCAGGUUCAGCAUUGCAACGAAAACACAAUUCCUAAGAGCUUGAAGCUCAAGGACAGUUUCAGAACAUCUGAGCUGACUGAACGAGCACUUUGGCAUUGGGCCCUCACACUUCAAGCCAAGGUGCUGUAUAGGUGGUGGCUGUGGGUCACAGAGCAGCGCAGUAAGAAGGUGGAGGCAUUGAAAGAGGCUCAGGCUUGGAGAGAAGAAACAAUGCGUGCAGUGUUUGAAAAAAGGAAAGCACUCAACACGACUCAAAGUUCUGUAAAUCAAGUGACCCUGUUGCAGAAAGAGCAAAUUGGCACAGAAAAAGCCCGGAAGCAUUACAACUCCAUUCUGCUUCGUAAAGUGCUGAGAGCAUGGAGCAAGCAUCACUCCACAUGCAUCAAGUUUAAGGCGAUGAAACAGCAAGGAAUCUUGUUUCUGAAACGUAAAAUGUACCAGACCUACUUUGCACGAUGGAGGAGAAAGCAUCAGUUAAAACUCAAGGUGUCUGAGCAGACAGAGCAAGCACUCUGGCAUUGGGCCCUCUCGCUUCAGGCUAAGGUGCUGUAUGCAUGGAGACUGUGGGUCACAGAGCAGCACAGAAGGAAAACAGAGGCAUUGGAAGCGCUUCAGAUGGAUAAAGAUAAGUCACAAAUUGCAGACGUGACAUACAGUGAUGACAAGAACAACACCAGGAGUCUGCCUGAGCCUGGAGUGCACCAAGAUGACGAUCCACCAAGUCCACGUAUUCAGAGGGUGUUAAAGCGUGUGGCCAUGAAGUGGAAGCAACGAGCUCUUUGCAAGCCACUGAAAAAGAGUGUGACCUUCUGUUUUCCUGAAACAAAACAUGAUUCGCCAUCUGAGUCUGAGGAACGUGACAUAGAUGACAGCAUGCUAAUCCGUCCCUUAAUGCGACGCCAGCCUCGUCGCUGUGAGGAACUGUUCGAGCCACUUAAAGCGUUUCCAUAUGAUGGCGCCACAUGCCAAAACAUAGACGUGGUUAAUUUGCCACUCCAGAAAGGUCCCGUUUGUAUUAUGGAGCAACCUGAGCCACCGUCUGAGCUGCUCCUGCCGCCUUCUACUUUCAUGAGCGCAGAAAGUCAGUACCUUCAGCCCAAAAACAGGACCAGGUUUGGAACCGAGUUCAUCAACACCUUCAGGUACAUUCACAAUGUACACCCAAGAGAAUCAAAUGGAAGUUCAGAAACGGAUACAACUUUAUCGCUGUUGACGGAGCUAAUAAGCAUCCAGCAGGACAUGAGGAGCUUCCAGCAGGAAAGGAAGCAGCUCAGGCUCUGGCAGAGAGUUAAAGACGUGUUGCAGGGUUGGCUGCAGACCAGUGGAAAAGAUGAGGAAAUGGAAAGCAAUGCAGUUUGGCAGCAGGUGAAGGAGCUUGAAGAACGCAUCGAGAGACUUUCUUGUGAGCUGGCAACACGAAGACUGACAAUGCGUUUUCAUGUUCAAAGGAUCCAACAUUUACAAUCUGUCCUCGACUGCUAUGGAUUUUCUUCACUGUAUCGGCAAGUGCAAAUGCAAACAUAA